GUUGAGUUGAAGGGCCUGAGGGUCUGAGCUCUGACUGCUCUGAGCUACUUCCCCAUUGGCUCUGAGCAGCCUGUGCUCAGCAAGGGCUGAGCAACAGGGGAGGCUCUAGUCCAUAAAAGCGGGGACGAGGCACCAGAACUGCUAUGCUAAGGGGCUUGGUGGUGCUCACAGCUACCUCUUUAGCACCUCCUUCUGAGCCGGAGUCAGGGAGGUCCCUGAGUCCAGGACCAGCCACUGCUGCCUCCGACCUGCUUGGCCAGAAGCUGCCAGGGACAAAACAGAGCACAGGUCACUUAUCUCCAGGCUCUGAGAUCUGCGUGGAGGGAGCUGUUGCAGCAGCCCAAGCCGCAGGAGAAGCUGGGACAGAAUGGCCUGGCUGGGGCUGGUGCUGGCUGCUGGCCUCCUCGUGCUGCCCUCCAUCUCGGCAGACUGCCUGGCCCAGUGCUCCCUGUGCACUGUAAAGACCCAGGAUGGACCCAAACCCAUCAACCCCAUGAUUUGCUCCUUGGAAUGCCAGGCCGCCCUGACGCCCUCUAAGGAAUGGGAGAGAUGCCAGGGAUUUCUGUCUUUUUUCACUCCCUCCACCCUUGGGCUCAAUGGCAAGGAAGACUUGGGGAGCAAGCUGGCUUUGGAAGGGCCUUAUAGUGAGCUGGAAAAGCUGCCUGGACCUUUCCUGAAGGAGCUGGAUAGAAGCAAAUUCCUCCCUAGUACCUCACCAAAGGAGAAUGCUCUGAGCAAGAGUCUGGAGAAGACUCUCAGGGUCUUCUCUGGCAGGUUUGGGACAGGACCAGAACCUGAGCUAGUGGGAGAUGCCCAGCUGAAUGAUGGAGCCAUGGAAGCUGGCACACUCAAUUUUGAUGAGGAGGACCCUAAGGAGCAGGUCAAACGCUAUGGGGGCUUUUUGCGCAAAUACCCCAAGAGGAGCUCAGAAGUGGCUGGGGAGGAGGGGGAUGGGGAGAGGGCAGGCCACGAGGAUCUAUACAAGCGCUAUGGGGGCUUCCUGCGGCGCAUCCGUCCCAAGCUCAAGUGGGACAACCAGAAGCGCUAUGGUGGUUUUCUCCGGCGCCAGUUCAAGGUGGUGACUCGGUCUCAGGAAGACCCUAGUGCUUACUCUGGAGAGCUUUUUGAUGCAUAAAUACCUCCCCAUUGUGGAGUCAAGUCAGGAGCUUCUCCUGACCCCCUUCCACACUGGAAUGCACUCAUCAUCCCUGUGUGGUGCCCCAUCCCACGCUCAGUUCAGCAUCACCUACAAAAUAUCCAAGCCCAGGAGCCUGCCUCUCCUGUGCCUGGGAGUACAGUAAUGGGGAAGAGUGGAGAUCCUUCCCCAGUAGGCUCAGUCCUCGGCUGAGACCCAUAGACUCUAAAACUGCCACUAGCAGUUCCUUCUACUCUGACCGUUUGUCUCCCCAAUUCUAUGAAUUAGAGUAACUUGGGUUUUUUGCCUAUAGACUUAUGAUCUCCAAAUUCAACUUAUCAUAUGCCCUGAUCAGAAGAAAAAUUAGCAUUCACCAUGCAAUAUGUAUAUAUACAUAUCUAUGUAUCAUAAAACAUACAAAAAAGUAGAAACUUAAAAUAAGUUAACUAAACAAAUAGAAAUUCUGACAUUUAUUCCCAAACCUCAAGGGUCUCCUGUGCACUCCACUUUGGAGACCUCACUAUAGGUAAAAAGUUUAAAAACUGUUUUUUUAUUGGAGCAAGAGUUCUGACACUAGAGAGAUCAGCCUUCGAGGGGACUGGAUGUUUAACUGGUGUACUCUGAGUUCUCAUUGUUUAGAGAGCACCUCUUGAAGAACCGAGUUUUUGAACUCCUGGUCAUGUUGGUAACAUGGACAGCGCCCAACUCUUUGCAGAAGAAAAAGUGAAAUCUCUUCCGGGAAUGGUUGAGAGCUGUUCUCUUUCUGAAUGCUUAAAUGAUCAGGGAGGGAGUAAGGCAAAACCAAUUUGUUCUGUGCAACAAACUCAGAAUGUGGACCAGUUCCCUCAGUUCUCAUUAAGCUAAUUAAAUGAAUUGGUAUUACACUUCUACCCCACGGUGAACUGAAGCAGAGUCAAGUGGAUGAAGUUAAGCACGACCAUGUUCUUGAGCAUCUGAAUUGGCUGCCGAGCGUCCAAGCCAUCUGGCCUGACAUAUGCAUUGGGCGUUGGAUAAGGGAAUCCAGAAGCAACAGCUAGAAAGAGAAAAAGGCCCUCUUCAACCCCAUGAUGAUUCUUUCCUCUUAAUGUCUCAAAACAAAACCAGAAAGGGAAAUGAAAUGAUUAAGUGUUAGAGUCCAAAUGAGUUCCCUUGAUUCAAAUAACCCAAAAUCUGAGGCAGGGACCUCCUGAUGUCUUGGUUGCAGUCAAAGUACUCCCUCUCUCUCUCUCUCUUUCUCCUUCAUCCCCAGGCACUAUGUUUUGGUUUAUGGGUCCAAGAGAUGAGGCUGGAUAGGAGAGAAAACAGACUUGAGUUUGGAUAAUUUGUGUAAGAUGCUACUAAACAUACCCCUUCAUGUACAGGCGCCAGGUCUCUCAUGUUUUUCUGAAAUGUAUAGAUUGUUUUAGAGUUAUUUUGUGUGUUUCCAAAAUAUUCCAUUUAUGCAAUUUACUUGGAAUUUGCUUAGUCCUCAAUAGGCCUGUGUAAUUUCCUGCUCCUCUGGUAUAAUAAAUAAAAGAAAGAUGCUGA
Molecule: messenger RNA, 2662 nt
Organism: Nycticebus coucang (slow loris)
Lineage: Eukaryota; Metazoa; Chordata; Mammalia; Primates; Lorisidae
Gene: PDYN
Product: prodynorphin
Exons: 4
Coding region: 368-1135 (255 amino acids)
Biological process (GO): neuropeptide signaling pathway; chemical synaptic transmission; sensory perception
Cellular component (GO): neuronal cell body; axon terminus; plasma membrane
Molecular function (GO): opioid receptor binding
Source: RefSeq, a predicted model, not a curated record